AAAUAAUAUAAAAUCAUAACAUUGAGAAAUACGUGCGAUUCCCUAUAAUACAAAACGUAAGUCAAACAAAUACGUUACUAUUGAUAUUGAGUGGUUCCCACUAAUUAUUCUCCUAAUUUUGUCAUUUUGUCCAUUUUAAUAGCAUAAUGUAUUGUCACAAAAAUGCAACAUUUAAUAUUUAUAUCCAAAUUUGUGAUCUUCUCAAAGAACUCAAGAUAAAAAAAAACAAGAGUUCUUGCUUAAGCAUUUAUUGAUUGGAGCCAUUAAAGCUUUUAUAUUUCUCGUGAAUUUUUGAGCCAAAACGGUUAUAUAUUUCUUGAGUUUUUCUUUUCUUGUAACGGGUCCGAGUCACGAUGAGUCAACUCGGAGAUUUGCUUAGAGAAUCAGAAGAUGGAACAAGAAGUGAGAGGACGAUGAUGAUGAGUUUGCUCGAAGAAGAUCAAAUCAACGGUGGAGAUAGAACGAUGAGCAAAUGGACUACGUUAAAGCAACGGCUGAGAUUUGAUUGGGUUGGUUGUUGUGGUAAGCCUCUUACUCUGCGUCUCAGACAAGCGGAGACACCAAUCGUCGUCGAUGAUGAUGACGACGAAGAAGAAAGUCAAAACCAGGUCGUUGACUUUUCGGAUCCGGGUACGGGUACGGAGUUGGAUUGUUUGACACGUGGCUCAACGAGGAACCUUGCAGAGGCUUUAGCGGAGGAGAGAUUAGCGCACGUGACGGAGGAGGAGACAGCAGUUACUAAAGUACCGUUGAUGAGGUUGCUUGCGGAAUCGGACGGUUGUGAUUCGACGACGACGUGGUUGGGUAAUGAUCCGCUGUGUUGUGUGUGUAUGGGAAGAGAGAAAGGUGCGGCUUUUAUUCCCUGUGGACAUACGUAUUGUAGAGUUUGUUCAAGAGAGAUUUGGAUGAAUCGUGGGACGUGUCCUCUUUGUAACCGUUCGAUCUUUGACGUUCUUGAUCUUUACUGAAAAAAAAUUCAUAGAUCGAUCUGAUCGACGGUGAUGAUAUGUUAAAUUUCUUUGUGCAUAUUUAUAUUAGUAAUUACAUGAUUUGGUGAUGAAUCUUGUAGUAAAGAUAAAUAAAUGGUGACUAAUCAAAAAGGUACCACUAAUUAACGUUGUGAACAAGUACUUAUAGAUCUUUAAAGAAAAAUAUUCUAUAUAAUUUUAUGAUUAAAUUUAGUAACUUUUCUCUUAUUCACUUCAAAAACAAUAAUUCAAGUCAUUAUAUAUUUUCAACCGUUGUUACUUGUUUAGUAGAGUGUUUUUUUAAUAGUAAACAUAGUUAGACGUAGUCACGUAGAACUUGAUCUCAUCAACUUUGG
Messenger RNA from Arabidopsis thaliana (thale cress), 1324 nucleotides. Its product is annotated as RING/U-box superfamily protein. NCBI's taxonomy places the organism in Eukaryota, Viridiplantae, Streptophyta, Magnoliopsida, Brassicales, Brassicaceae. The transcript has a single exon. The coding region runs from base 354 to 968 and encodes 204 amino acids. The record is from RefSeq and is marked reviewed.